Messenger RNA from Paraphaeosphaeria sporulosa, 2255 nucleotides. RefSeq names its product glucan 1,4-alpha-maltohexaosidase precursor. Gene Ontology annotation, biological process: carbohydrate metabolic process. The transcript has 2 exons. The coding region runs from base 457 to 1986 and encodes 509 amino acids. The record is from RefSeq and is a predicted model, not a curated record. NCBI's taxonomy places the organism in Eukaryota, Fungi, Ascomycota, Dothideomycetes, Pleosporales, Didymosphaeriaceae. Gene Ontology annotation, molecular function: calcium ion binding; hydrolase activity, hydrolyzing O-glycosyl compounds.
GGCGGUAUUAGAUGCCGAGGGUGGUUAUACAAAGUACUAGAAACCGUAUACAAAACAAGACAAUACCGGGCUUACGUUACCUGACUCCUGCCAAGCUGCAUCCCUGCAGUGCGCGGGCCAUGUACACUACUUAUGCCUGAUACCACAGUAGGCUCGCUUCGCCCCACUACAUAUCCCACAUCCCACCAUCUCCACCUACGUCAUACGCGGAACUGUUGAACAAGUGCAAGCCCUCGCUCAGUCUCUGCUUCUGCCCCAAACCGGAUCUGCAGUCAGAGUGCGGGAGAUAAACCUGCUUGCGGGCACGUGGGACGCACGGCCCUAACCGCUUCAGAAUGACAGCACAUUUCCUUCACGACAUGUUUAUAGCUGCGCUAUGCGCCACACUUGUUCAACAAUCUCAUUUCUUUCUCUAAUCAUUGUUAAUAUUCAGUAGACCGAAGUCUACCUUGCAAGAUGGGUGAAGAUGAACGCACUCCUACGCCCGAAAACGCGACGCUCUUCCAGGCCUUCGAGUGGAAUGUUCCUGCCGACCACGCACACUGGAAGCGACUCACAAAAGUUCUACCCGCUCUCUCCUCCAUUGGCCUCAGUGCGUUCUGGCUGCCGCCAGGCUGCAAGGCGGCAUCUUACCAGGGCAACGGCUACGACAUUUACGAUCUGUACGACCUAGGCGAGUUCGACCAGAAAGGCAAGCGGGCGACCAAAUGGGGCACGAAAGAAGAGCUGCUCGAGCUCAGCAAGCUCGCAAAGGAGAAGGGUGUUGGCCUCCACUGGGACGCCGUACUCAACCACAAAGCUGGUGCGGACAAGACUGAAAAAUGCCGCGCAGUCGAAGUGGACGAUGCCGACCGCACAAAGGAAGUCUCUGAACCAUACGAGAUCGAGGGAUGGUUAGGCUUCGACUUCCCCGGCCGUGGCGACAAGUACUCCAAGAUGAAGUACCACUGGGAGCACUUCUCCGGCACCGACUACAACCAGGCCAACGAGAAGAAAGCCAUCUACAAGAUUCUGGGCGACAACAAGGGCUGGUCCCGCAGCGUUGACGAGGAGAACGGCAAUGCAGACUACAUGAUGUUCGCAGAUAUCGACUACAGCCACCCAGAGGUCGCCGAGGACGUCAAGCGCUGGGGACCCUGGAUCACCAAGGAGGUCGGGCUCAGCGGGUUCCGCCUCGACGCCGUGCAGCACUUCAGCGAGCGCUUCACUAACGAGUGGAUCAACGUUCUUCGCGAAGAAUGCGGACACGACAUCUUCAUCGUCGGAGAGUUUUGGAACGGAAACGUCGACCAGAUAAUCCCCUGGCUUGAGGAAAUGCACCACAAGUUCAGCCUUUACGAUGCGCCACUCGUCUACAACUUCAGCACCAUCAGCACGUCCACGGGCGCGGACCUCCGAAAGGUCUUCGACGACACCCUUGUGCAGCGGUUCCCAGAGAAGGCGGUUACCGUUGUAAUGAACCACGACACGCAGCCCGGAUCGACGGUCGAGACGCACGUCGAGGGCUGGUUCAAGCCGUUGGCAUACAGCCUGAUCCUGUUCCGCGAGCAAGGCUACCCUUGCGUUUUCUACGGAGACAUGUAUGGCAUGAAGGGCGACCACGAGGAGCCGCCUUCCUGCGGUGGCAAGCUAGCCGACCUCGUGCUUGCGCGGAAACUGUACGCAUACGGAAGCCAGGAGGACUAUUAUGAUGACCCGAACUGCAUUGGAUGGGUGAGGAGAGGCACGUGGGAUCACCCCGCGGGAAUGGCCGUGGUGAUGAGCAACGAGGGGCCAGGCGAGAUUAAGAUGGCGGUAGGCGAGAUGCACAAAGGGCAGAUUUGGACAGAUGUGCUCGGGUGGGAAGAGGCUGAGGUCGAGAUCGAUGACGAGGGCUACGGAGUAUUCCCCUGCCCAGGCAUCAGUGUGAGCGUCUGGGUGAGGAAGGAUGCCAAGGGGAGGGAUCAAUUCCCUGUGGAUCUCGAUUCGAACAUUUACGAGCAAUAACCGCUGGGUAGGGGAGGUCUUUUGACUCGUCAUUGGCGCAUGGAUGGUUACCUCAUAGAAAGGUCAAACGUAGAUAGGCUAGAGAUAUAUACAUGGAGGGCUAACACACAAUUCCAGGCUUCACUGUGGAUCUGAAAUCUAUUACCGCUGCUCUUCAAGUGUAAAUGUCGAUUGAUCGUUGACGAUCCAGAAAGCAACCGGAUUGAUAUCUAAUGCAUAACUCGACAGACUGCCGUUGAAACAUUCACCAUGCAAUGCUCGCAGAACGC